CUGCUAAUUGAUUUCUUAUUAAAGCAAACAAAACUAGCCUAUAUGUACUAUAAGUUUUAGAGAGUUGCAAGUAACUGAAUAGUUUAAACAAAUUGAGGAGAGGAAAAGCUUCAUAAAAAAGAAGCAGAGCAAUCAAAUUAAGCAAGAAAGAUAAUAUGCAGAUGAAAGUUGAUAUGAUAGCAAAAGAGAGAAUCAAACCCUCUUCUCCAACUCCUUAUAAUCUUAAGAACUUCAAACUCUCUCUUUUGGAUCAGAUUCAACCUCCAAUCUAUGGCCUUAUCAUCUUCUUCUACUCUGCCGAUGACACCAAAACCAACUGUGCUUACUACUCCAAACGCUUGAAGAAUUCUCUCUCUCAGACCCUAACUUCUUUCUAUCCAAUGGCAGGCCGUCUCAACAACGACACUUCUGUGGAUUGCAGCGACGAAGGAGCUCUUUUCGUUGAAGCCAACAUAGCUUGCAAUCUUUCUGAUAUUCUCACCCAACCUGAAGCUGAGUUGCUCAACCAUUUUCUUCCAACCAACGAUCCGAAAACCCUAGAACUAGCACCGGGUUGCAUAGCCCUUAUCCAACUCACAAGCUUUCAAUGCGGAGGGAUCGCCAUUAGCGUGUGUCUUUCCCACAAGCUUUUCGAUGUAUCCUCUCUGCUUACCAUCCUUCAUGGCUGGACUUCCACCGCACGUGGUUCAGGCGAAGCAGUGCUGCGGGUGCCGCCAGUGUUCGUCGGAGACUCUUUGCUGAAGACGAGAGAAUUAUCAUCCUUCAUGUCACGACCAAACCUCAUGCCACCUCCAGGAAAGUUGAGGACGAAGAGGUUCGUUUUCGAAGCUUCAAAGAUUGCCAAUCUCAAGGUCGAAGUUGGUCUAAUUGGGAAACUGUACCCGUCCCGUGUUGAAGUGGUUUCGGCUCUGAUCUUGAAAACGGCAAUGGCUGCUUCUCGAUCAAUGACAGGAUCGUCAUCGUCCUCGAGACCGUCGGUGCUGUUUCAGGCAGUGGAUUUAAGAAGAAGGAUGAAGCCGCCUUUACCUGACAACUCCAUUGGGAACCUUUUCUGGGUGGUUCCUGUGGUUAUAAAUGAAAGCGAGAUGGAUUUGAGAACGAUGGUGUGGAAGAUGAAGGAAGCAGUGGACGACUUUAGCAAGAUUGCAACCAAGUUUAAAGGAGAAGAAGGUUUCUCAAUAAUCAGUGAGUUUUUCAAAGGGAGAGAAGUUUUUAAGGAAAUGGAACGUUAUAGCUGCACAAGUUGGUGUAAAUUUCCAUUGUAUGAAACUGAUUUCGGAUUUGGAAAGCCUGUGUGGGUAAGUAGCACGAGUAUAGCAUUCAAGAACACAAUAGUUUUGGUGGAUACCAAACAAGGUGAUGGAAUCGAAGCUUGGGUUACAUUGGAGGAAGAAAAUAUGUCUCUCUUUGAAGAAAAAUUAUUCCUGAUUUAAUUUCCGAUUGAUUUCCUUCUCGUAUAUGAUAAAAUUAUAAUUUCUUAUUUGUUAAUGUUUUGAAUAUUUUUUUUCUUUCUUACUGUAAUCUCAAUUAAUGUUGUUUGUGGAAUA
Molecule: messenger RNA, 1547 nt
Organism: Ziziphus jujuba (common jujube)
Lineage: Eukaryota; Viridiplantae; Streptophyta; Magnoliopsida; Rosales; Rhamnaceae
Product: acyltransferase Pun1-like
Exons: 1
Coding region: 156-1433 (425 amino acids)
Source: RefSeq, a predicted model, not a curated record